Cladophialophora yegresii CBS 114405 is the source of this 1323-nucleotide messenger RNA. RefSeq lists its product as uncharacterized. Lineage: Eukaryota; Fungi; Ascomycota; Eurotiomycetes; Chaetothyriales; Herpotrichiellaceae. Gene Ontology annotation, cellular component: SAGA complex. The transcript has 2 exons. Gene Ontology annotation, biological process: regulation of transcription by RNA polymerase II. The record is from RefSeq and is a predicted model, not a curated record. Bases 1 to 1323 code for a protein of 440 amino acids. Gene Ontology annotation, molecular function: transcription coactivator activity.
AUGGCAACGACACUGGACGACACAUUCAACCCCGCCGCCCUCACGCGAUCAGACACCAUCACGUCCACAACCAGCAACGUCAAAGCGCCUCCGGGCCCUGCAGCGAAGCCAUCGAAGGCGAGUCACCCUCGCGUCGACCUCGAACCCCUCUACACUGAGCUGAAGUCAUGCAUCGGCGCGAAUUGGGAGGUCUACUUUGAUGCUGUCACGAGGACCGCUGACUGCUGUACUAUAGGAGAACUCAACACGCGAGAGUUCGGUGACCUCUGCGAUGCCUUCGUCUACGCGACUCCCCAGACCGAACACGCCCACAACUCCCUCAUCCUCGCAAUCAUAUGCAACACGGGCAAAGACCCUCCUGAGCCCGGCCUCGCAGCCUGGGUCAGCGCGACGACCGACAAAUCCAACCUCGCCUCGCCAACGAAACCCGCCGUCACCAGCGAUGCAUCAGAACAACGACUCAAGGCCGAGGUCAUGGCCCUGCCUGCGCGCGAACGACGGCGGCUGAAGGGCGUCGCAGGUGACAAGGCCGAAGACGAGGCAGCCGUCAGAAGGAACCCAUACGAGGAAUACUACCAGGCCGGACGGAUCAAAGCGCCCGAACCCAGCGCUGUGGCGGGAGCUGCGGGAGGCCUGACAAAGACGAACUGGGACCUGGAGAUCAGGAAGAGAUAUCUACAGCCGCUGUCCUCGGAGACAUUGGAAUUCCCCGAUACCAACUCGAUACAUGCCCGCAUGGUGCCCAUCUGCUACGAGGAGUCUGUGGCCCAGGGCUGUUCCGUACAGUGUGCCGAGCUGGUGAACGUGGCAGCCGAGGCGUACCUCAAGGGCGUGUUGAGCGAGGUAUUCAAUCGGACACGGUCCAACGGUCCACGCUACAACCACUCCGCCGGCGAGGGCAUCAUGACCAAAUCCUACAAGAAGAAAGUUGCCUUCGAGGAGGCCGAAGUCGAGGCAGGUAGGCUUCAGAGGACCAGGGACGACAACCUACUGCCCAUCGAAGCUCAAAUCGCCUACGCCCGACGACCUAUGGGAAUGCCGGAACUGCAACUCACGGCCCAAGUUGGCCCGCUGCCUUGGAACAGCAAUCCUCUCCUCGGCUUCAGCAUUACCAAUGCUUCGGCUGACUACGAUUACGACCAAUGGCUCAUGGAACGAGGGCCGACGAAGGGGAAAUUGACCAACGGGUACACCGCCCAACCGGUGGAUGAUUCGAUGGACGCCGACAACAGCUCGGACAACUAUGGCUGGGAAGGUGUCGGCUCGCACGACCGGACCGGCCUUCAGUCCGUGCUCGCUGAUUGCCUCGCAGCUGGUGUAUAG